Molecule: messenger RNA, 992 nt
Organism: Mangifera indica (mango)
Lineage: Eukaryota; Viridiplantae; Streptophyta; Magnoliopsida; Sapindales; Anacardiaceae
Product: kinetochore protein SPC24 homolog
Exons: 6
Coding region: 34-705 (223 amino acids)
Biological process (GO): regulation of chromosome segregation
Source: RefSeq, a predicted model, not a curated record
UUACUUUAAAGUGCGGUAUCUCUUUGUUUCAAAAUGAAUGAAAACCUCGACAUUUUCCCUCUCGAAGAAGCUUCAAAAAAGCAAACCCUAGAAAACGUUCAAAUGGGGGACAUGUCCAGAAAGAUUGACGUGGAGAAGCUGAUUUCUUAUAGCGACGAUCUAGUUGAAGUACUGAAGGACAAAAGGGACCUUAACAGCUUGACUCAGUGUUUGGACCUCUCCAAAUCCCUUCAGUCCUCUUGUGAAGCUGAUUUCAACUCGGUUCUCAACUCCAUUCAAGAUUAUGAGAAAAGGAUUGAAGCUUGCAAGCAGAAAACAGAGCGGGCCAAAUCUGAAGUUGCUGCUGAAGCUGAGGUGGACCAUCUUCAGAAUGAGCUAGAAGAGGAGCUUCAUAAAGAACGUGCACUCCAGGAGGAACUUAGAGCCAUCUCCAAUGAGAUUAAGGAUUUAGAACAUCAAAGGAUUGCAAUUGAAGAACGAAAGCGAGCCCGCAAAAAAUCUGUGCAAGAUGAGUUGAGGGCACAGAUGAAGCUCUCAAUGUAUGCAUCAACCACAAAUAUUAUCCCAAACUUGGAUGAUCAAUCUAAAAUUUCUGGCUAUAUAGUGGACAGGGAUAAAAAUGUGUUUAAGAAGUUUGAGUACCAUCUGGCGAAGAAGACAGCAUAUGAUAUAUGUGAUAACAUUUGGAACACCAUAAAUUUCUGAUGGAUCUUUGACAUUCUUCUCUUCAGAAAACAGAUGCCAUUCAAUAUGAGAAAAUGCUUUAUUGAUCCCUUUCUUUUGACUUGUGGUAUAUUGUGUCUUUUCCUUCUGCAUUUUUGAAGCUGUAACUCAUUGUAGAGCAUUAUUUUUCAUUUUGAUAAUUUGAAUUUCUGGUGAACGAGAUGCGCAGGCAGGCAUCUGGCCUCUUAAUGUAUUAAAUAACAUAAUAGUUUACAAAAACAUGUUCUGUAAAUAUUUUAGAGAAUAUUAGUGCAUAAACAUUCUUAUCA